Messenger RNA from Peniophora sp. CBMAI 1063, 261 nucleotides. NCBI's taxonomy places the organism in Eukaryota, Fungi, Basidiomycota, Agaricomycetes, Russulales, Peniophoraceae. The record is from the annotation of a GenBank genome assembly.
AUGGCGGCGUCCCCUGCGAUUUGGGGUGUUGAUUGGAAGACGGGGCUACCGGUCACUGGGCCGGGUGCCGGGUGCGCGAGCGCAACAUCGCUUGUGGAACCGAGGACCUUCUAUAGUGACCCCUUCACGGAUGUCGGCGACGUGGUCCGCCCCCACAGCGGGCCCACCCACAUUGAUCCUUGUACAACAUCGCCUGAGACCACGUCGCCGGCCUCUGCCCACACCCAGACUCACAACGUGACCCUCAUAGGCUUCACGUAG